AUGUCUAAAGACACCAACAACUCGGAACCACCCCGCGUGAACCUUCGUGACUCGCGAAAUUUAAACUCAGGCAUGACUCCUCCGAGUUCCGGCUUUUCACCUUAUGGGGCAGUGCAACUCCCACCAGUGUACUCCUAUCGACAAUCACAGCAGCAGCAGAAGCAGCAACCAGUAUCAGCACCAGCGCCACUACAACUGUCACAGGAGCUGACAUAUUCAGGGUCGCCAAAUCCUAUUGCGCAACCAUUGCAACCAGCUCAAUCACAAACCCCACAAGCAGCUGAUUCAAGGCCACGCAUGAGAGUAAGUAAAGCUUGUGAUCGAUGUAGGACGCACAAAAUCAAGUGUUCAGGUUCAGAUCCUUGUGCAACUUGUGUACGACAAAAGAAGGAAUGCACAUUUUCAAAUUCAGGUGGUGGUAACCCACAAGGCAAAUCAAAUGGGUACCCACUUUUGGGCGCAGAUACAAACAAAAGGCGUAAAUAUAGUACCCUCAAUUCUGAGCCGUUUGGAUUGCCAGUUGUUGAUAAAUCAAAUGACAAGGAGUACAUAGCCCAUUUGGAGAAUAGGGUGCAGUACCUUGAGAAUUUGUUAUCGAGAAACACAAUGGAAGAUUUCAGAAACCCUCGGUUUGAAGAGCCUGAGAACGAAGGUGUGAUUGAAACGCUAUACACAACCAGUUCCAAGUGGAGGUUUUCGCGUCGUCAUCAAAACUUACUUAUUGUUGAAUUGUGCAAGUCCAUGUAUUCAAACUUGUCCGAAGAACUGAAGGAAAAAGUAACCAUUCCUCGGAUGCAAUAUUUUGGAUGGAACAUGUCGGGAGUCAAUUACCUAACACCAGAAAACUUACCUGCUUUACCUCAACUCGAUAUUGAGUUUGAUGAACGAUACUUGAUUGAUUUCUUUUUCAAGGAAGUUAAUCCAUUAUUUGCAAUUAUUCAUGAAACUGUAUUCCGUGAACAAUACGAAGCGUAUGAUAAGCUUAUGAAAGAAGAGGCCAUGACGGGGGAGCACAAGCACGACUCUAAAUCGAAUCAAACUAAAUUGUAUUCGGCCAUUUUGUAUCUCAUUUUCGCGUUGGCUAUUCGAUUCAGUGAAUUCCAAAAGCCAAAAAGUCCCGAUUUGGAAAUGUUGAAAUUGGAGGAGAAAUUAUUCAAAUAUGGUUACAAAAUCGUGUCUAUUUUGAGUUUUGAGUGGGAAUCGUUUGAAUUGAUACAGAGUUGGCUUUUGAUUGCAUUGUAUUUAAGAGUUGCCCAUAGACAAACAUCGUCAUCACAUGCACUAGGCCAAGCAAUUACAAUGACAAAGUCAAUGGGAUUAGGGUUCAGUGAGGAAAAUUACAACAUUUUAGCAUGCACCGGGUAUGAACGAUUAAAAGCAAAGCGGAUCUUUUGGUGUGUGUUUACAUUUGAUCGUGUUUUUGGAUUACAAACUGGCCGAUAUUGUGGUAUCAGGGAAGAAGAUUUUGGUCGUGGGUUUCCAGGGUUUGAUUUCCAACAUGAAACUGUCAAGGAUGACUGGUUAACUUUACCAGCAUUGGCAUUGUUGCACAUUGCUAGGAUUUCCAACUUUGUUCAUACUGCGCCAACUGACAAUCCUCAUUUGAUCAAAUACCAGCAGAUCAAUGCUGAGUUGGUGAAAUUGCACCAAUGGUUCAAUGAAGUUGGGUUUAGGAAUGAUUUGUUAUUCAAUAAACAUGCGAGCUCUGGACUAAACGAGAAUGAAGUCAGCUCCUUGGUAAAGGCGCAAGUGAAGUUGCACUACUAUGAUCUAGUUCUUUGUGUUCAUGGAAAGGUUCUUUUUAAUUACAUUGGUAGAAGGAUAGUGAGUACUGGAUUGAAAGUGGAAAUGGUGUUAGAUGCAUGCCAUGGUGUUAUUGAAGUGUUGGACAAGGUGAAUAAAGCAGGGUUACUCUAUACCCCAUGGUAUUCAGUUCUCCUCUUACUAUUCAAUAUCGGUGUCAAUGCACUUUGUUUGAUCAAUGGUGGUGUUUUCAUUCUGCAAUCACGAGAUUUGUUGAAAAACACCAUCAAAUUAUUUACCAUUUUGAAAAAGUCACCGAUUAGAAAUAAACAAAACAAGUUGAUUUUCCGUGAACGGUUCAAAAUGGUUAGAGAAUGUACAUGGGCUUUGAAAAUGGCAAACAAGAUCCUAACUCUUAGAUUACAAGAGGAUAUGAAUGCCUUGAAUAAUAUUGGUGUUGAUCAUGGUUCAUCUGAUGUUAACAAACAGUAUUUUUCACAAUUAGGGUUCAAUGAUGGUGCUAUUGGUGGAGCUAAGGAUGCUGGUGUUGCUACUGCCAAUGCCACCACUAACGAUUCUCGCAACAAACUAUCAUCAACGCCAAGAAGCAACGAGUUCAACAAGGUAUUUGAACAACAAUUAUAUCGCCACGAAGAUGGAUCAAAUGUGCCACAUCCUAUACUACCACGUCAGGAAAUGCAAAGAUCAGGGACUGAGUCUCCAAUAUGGCGAGGAGCUGAUACCGAGAACCACACACCACAAGCAGGAGGAGCAGAUGAUGGGUCGUAUGUCAAUUCAUCCAAUACUCCAUCUUCAGACAAUCAUGAAGGCGGUGGUGCUGUUGAUUCCUAUCCUUCAACUGAAAUUGAUCAAAUGUUGAGCAAUUUGCAAUGGUUUGACCAAUGGGUUGAUUUUACAUACGAUUUUUAA
Molecule: messenger RNA, 2673 nt
Organism: Lodderomyces parapsilosis
Lineage: Eukaryota; Fungi; Ascomycota; Pichiomycetes; Serinales; Debaryomycetaceae
Gene: CTA7
Product: Cta7p
Exons: 1
Coding region: 1-2673 (890 amino acids)
Biological process (GO): positive regulation of transcription by RNA polymerase II; DNA-templated transcription
Cellular component (GO): nucleus
Molecular function (GO): DNA-binding transcription factor activity, RNA polymerase II-specific; sequence-specific DNA binding; zinc ion binding
Source: RefSeq, a predicted model, not a curated record